Molecule: messenger RNA, 582 nt
Organism: Leishmania braziliensis MHOM/BR/75/M2904
Lineage: Eukaryota; Euglenozoa; Kinetoplastea; Trypanosomatida; Trypanosomatidae
Exons: 1
Coding region: 1-582 (193 amino acids)
Source: RefSeq, a predicted model, not a curated record
AUGUCUAAGAGUGUCGACGUGUUCAAUCUGUCGCAGAAUCGCCUGCGCGCUGCCUCGUUCCAGGAUGAGGAGGAGCGGCAAAACGCCGAGUACGCAGAGCGGCACAAUCUACAGGCGCUCUUCAGUGAGUUUGCCACACAGCUGCGCGAAAAGGAUCCAAAGACAGAGCAAGAGGCGGAGCGCGUCCUACUCGAUCUUCUCUCACACCGCAAGGCAGAGCGGGACCGCGCUGCGCUUCGUCUGCACUUUGUUACCUGUUUUGAAGUCAACCUCGACAAUGGCCGCAAAGUCUUGAAGCUAACCUCUGGGUCGGAGAUAUGCACACUGCACAUUGUGCAAAAGACACGCUCUGUUGCCGUGGAUGACACCUUCACGGUGUCACUGGAGCAGGCGGAAGAACUGACAGAGAUAUUCUACGAGCUUGGCCGUUUCGUGGUGGAGUCCGCCAAGGGUGAGCUGACGGGGUUUAUUAGCAUCGAUGACCGUGAUGUGUACCUCCUCGCCGGCGGCAAGGACUGCUCCGAUGUUGGUGACGAACUCUUCAACAUGGCUUUUCUCAUGAAGGCGUCAUGCAAAGAUUGA